This is a messenger RNA of Moesziomyces antarcticus, 912 nucleotides long. RefSeq names its product SAICAR synthase-like protein. Gene Ontology annotation, cellular component: nucleus; cytoplasm. Gene Ontology annotation, molecular function: inositol hexakisphosphate kinase activity; inositol-1,4,5,6-tetrakisphosphate 3-kinase activity. Lineage: Eukaryota; Fungi; Basidiomycota; Ustilaginomycetes; Ustilaginales; Ustilaginaceae. The coding region runs from base 1 to 912 and encodes 303 amino acids. The transcript has a single exon. Gene Ontology annotation, biological process: phosphatidylinositol phosphate biosynthetic process; inositol phosphate biosynthetic process. The record is from RefSeq and is a predicted model, not a curated record.
AUGUCUUCACUCGAACCUCUCUCGCACCAGGUGGCUGGUCAUCCCGACGGCGUCCAAAGCCUAGAAGGCGGUCGGCUCGUUGUCAAGGCGUGCCUGCCACGCGAACUGAUCUUUUACCAGCAGGUGCAACAAGCGGUGCAGAGCUCGCAGACACGCCAGACCGAGCUGCUGGCUCGACUGUUGCAGUUCAUGCCUCAAUGCCAUGGAAGCUGGCAGGACUACACCGGCUCCACCGCAACAACGGCCGACUCGGAGCCACGGAUCGUGCUGGAGAACCUCACGUUCGGCUACACGCGGCCGAAUGUAUGCGACCUGAAGCUGGGCACGCAGCUGUGGGACGAAGACGCGAGCGACGAGAAGCGCGCGAGGAUGGACAAGGCGGCCGCGAGCACCACGAGUGGGUCGCAUGGCGUGCGACUGACAGGGUGGCAGACGUAUGAUCCCGAGACACGCGAGUUCCACCGCGUGCCCAAGACGUUUGGCAAGACCAUCGGUGCCCAACACCUCGAGCUGGGCAUGCGUAUGCUCUUAGCGUGCCCGGAGCCGGGUGAUGCCCAGAGCGCCGACUCGGUUUUGGCAGGAACGAGUCUCGGCUCGCGUCUUCCGCAGCUUCCCGCCGAAAUCGUGGAGCAGCUGCUGCGCCGAGACGUGCUCCGACACCUUGAGGAGCUGCGCACCAUCUUUGGCGAGCUCGAGGUGCGCAUGCGCGGAGCAUCGUUGCUGCUCGUCAGCGAGGGCGAUGUGGAGCAAGCCCAGCCUAAGGCCGAGGUAAGGCUGAUCGACUUUGCCCAUGCGACAUUAGUGCCUGGCCAGGGACCCGAUCAAGGCGUGCUGCUGGGCAUCGAGACUGUGCUGCAGCUCGUCAAGAAGCAGCUAUACAGGCUUCAGAGUCGCAAGCAGGACACUGUGUAG